CACUGACAGUUGGAAACAGACACAUGGGUGGGUAACGGUAACAGUGUUACCUUUUUAAAAAGUACCUCAUUAAAUUAAUGUUUACUGAUAAAAGUAACGGCACUACCGUAACACCCAAUACUCUUCUGGACUGAUGAGCUAACAGCUAGGCAAAACGUUUGUUUUGCAUGGUUGUUGCACCAAAAUAUAAAACUUUUGCCUGACUUGACCUCCGGUUACCCCACAAAUGCAAAGGAAGACAGAUCAAAGCUGUGUUUGGACUAGCUGUUAGCGCAUUCGUCCUGUAGGAUAUGUAAAUUCUGUUUCUACUUAUUAUUUAUGACCUUAACUCAGAGUAAAAUUAUUCUUAAAGGCAUUUGAGAAGAAAUGGAGAAAAUCGAGGUGUCCGCAAUGUGUUCUAAAAUCCCUUUAAUUUUGGGUAAAUCCUUUUGCUAGAUCCUGAGAAUUGUUAAUAGAUUUCUAAAGCAGUUUUAUUCUUUCAGUUCUCUCCUUGUUCGUCCCUGCCAGCGCACCCAGUUCCCAUCAAAUCAGGCAUCAUUAAAUCCCGACAAGAUAAGUUUUAGUAGGUCAAACCCAAGCCUGUUGGAAAACAUCUAAAAAUGGAAACAAGCUUUUAAAGAGCAAGUCACCCCCAAAUCAACUAUUUUUUUCUGAUAAACUAUAGAAAUACGUGUCUAAUCGUGCUGCAGACACGUGUAGUCAAUAGUUUUGCACUUUAAUGCAUUUUAGUUAAAAUUUAAAUUUUCUGCCUGAAACUCUCAGUGUUGUGCCGUUGUCAGGUAAAAACUCUGCACUGCAUUUGAAUUUAAAUCUGCCACCGCUAUUGGCUAAGAGGUAUGCUAUGAUGUAAACUGGUACAUUAUGAUGUCACAAUGUCGUGAGUGUGUGUAUUUGUUAGAGGCUCCACCCUCUUGGUCUGCUAGGCAACAGCAUUUGUUGCAUUUUUCAAACAUGAAGUGGGAGUGAAGUGGGAGCUUCUUGUAAGGGGUGACUUGCUCUUUAAAUAAAGUAUGAGCAGAAUGAACUGGGUGACUUAGCAGGAUGUUUUGGGCGGGUUUGGCGUAAGGCCUGUUAAUGAGUGUUGUGUUCCCUUUUGUUUUGUCCAGAUUAAAGGGUCCUGGUCAGGAAAAAACAGAGUCCAGAACCCUUAUAGCCACAAGAACAUAAUCAAAAACUGCUGUGAGGUUCUGUGCGGGCCGACAUACCCGAGUGUCUUAGACAGACGCGGGCUGAUGCAGGAGGAUUCACCUGUCUCUGCAGGAAGUGAACCUCCCUUCUCCUUUAACAAUUCAGUACCACAAACCACGAAAACCACAGCUCCUCUGAUCCCCAACGAGCACACGCCUGAUGAUGUCAAACCAAGCAUUGCUGCCUCAGCGGAGAAAAAACCCUCCCCCAAAGAGAGGAGCUCUGCCCCCAAAGAGAAGAGCCCCACCCCCAAGGAAAAAAGCCCCACCCCUAAAGAGGAUCAUUCUCCAGUUCCUAAAGUCCCACCCUUGGCGUCACCUGAAACAGAUGUGGAGACAUCCAUCACUAAGACCCACUAGCUGCAUGGGGUGGGCGGCUCCAGCCCAAGCCGUUCUUCCAGCAUCCUGUCCAAUCAUGACCUGCAAACAUUGAUAAUCAAAAUCAAAAAACUGUGAGGGUGACUCGGUUAUUUUCUGACUCUCACCUUCAAAAUCUUCCACUAUAGUGGAGCCUCUGCAGCAGCUCCUCCUCCUUCUGCUUCCCAGAAGCCACUGCAGAACAUUUUGACUGACAUUUAACUCCUGAAGGAAGAGGAGGAGGAGGGGGGCUGUUAAAAUGCAGAGUCAGCACUUUCCAGUUUCCCAAUCACAGACUGCAUGGGGAAGAAACACAGCAGAGAGGAUGACAGGAGAGAGUGCGCUGAUUAUUAGUGCAUUUGUUCUUCAUUUAAAAUUGUAUAUGGACAUUUAUUGUGAGAGGCCAGUUCAAACAUAACCUAUGAAAGUGCCGGAGAUGAAGGGUGGGGUUUUUAGACAUGUGAAAAAGUCAUCAUUGUUGUAAAUACGCCACAUACCCUAUGCAAACAUCAAGAAGGCUGGACGAGCCGAGUGGGUAUCUAUAGUUAUAACAUCUGUGAGUAUGUGUAACGUCCAGGCAGGAGAAGGACGUCCAUCCUUCCAGGCAACACCUAUCUUGUCUUCUGACACUGCUGCAUUCAGUAAUGUUGUCACUUGCAUCUUUUUUAGAUCAAUCUCUCCUAAACUAACCAUUAUCCUUCCAUCUUUUUUAUGUAAGGAGUGUAAUGAUGGCGCUUUUACAAAGAAGUACAUGUUAUGAUGAAGUUGAGCCUCUGAGCCUGAGAAAAGAAAGAAAAGGCCUGGUGAGUGUAGACACUAGUGACAGUGCCUUAUUGAAGCAGUUGCACCAUCUGCAGAAAACCAACCAACAGAGAAGCGUCUCUGACAGUAAUAAUUAAUAAAAAUAACAAAAAAAGAAGGAAAAUCUGGUAGAUAAACACUGAUUUAACCUAAAAAACAAGUAUAGAAACCUUAAUGCAUCUCAAUACUCAAAUAAGUUUAGCUGAAUUUCAUCUAAAACCCGUGUUUAAAAUUAGACUGGAUAAAAGCAGAGCCAGUAAAUCGAAGGACAAAGCAAAGACGUAAUUUAAUCUUACAUCUGUUUCAGUGGGUGUGGUUGUUGUGGGAGUUAUUGUGCUGAUGAUGGAAGAUGGUCAGGAAGGCGGCUUGAAACGAGGGUCAGCAUCUCCUGUAAAUUACAGCCGAGCUGCUUUUUCUCUCUGCCUGUAAAUUCAACUCUUCCUCGUGUCAUUCACAUCUUUGCUUUGACGGCUGCUCCUGUUGGGCGCCCACAGGCGAGGCAGCUUCCACUGCAGCCGGCUGUGACGGACCUGCUACCACAGAGACGACUCAAGGAUGGUGUUUAUUUUUCCUCUCAACAUGUCUUUUAUUCUUGGAGCAGAUCGUUCUCCAAAAGGGAAAUAGGAAAAUCCAGCUAGUUGUUAGUUUUUAGAAGGUGUUAGCUGAUAGUGAGUUUGUGCCAGUGACUGUGUUGUAUGCAAGACAGAGUUGUUGCUUGUGAAUCUUGCUUGUGUAGACAUCCAGUAUUGUAACAGAAAUCGACCCAAAAGGGUUAAAAACAGAUCCAGUUUCUAUAAAAUCAAACUGUUUUCGGCUGCAGUCUUGAAAUUUAAACCUACUUUAAGCUCCUGGGAUUGCAGUUUUUUUUAUAGCAGCUCUUGUCUUUGGUUAAAAAAAUGAUUUAUUAUGAAAAACACUCAGACAUUUUCAGUUUUAUUCUGAUUUCUCAAAAUCCUCACAAAGCUGCAACAGAAGUUAAAUGACAGAUUAUUAAAAAGUUGCCAGUGUGCUGCAGUAUUGUUUCAGUUUUAGUUCAGAAAACAUACAGAGAAAUAUUAAAUCACAGGUAAAAUGAGCUAAAGCAGGGACAGUUGUUAAAAUAGAAAUGUAACUUGGUAUUUGAAGAUGGUUUGGUGUUGCUAAGAAUCAAGAAUGCAAGUUGUUGUUUGAUGAAUAUGGAUGUUUUAAGGGAAUGGAGGAAGUUUUAGGUUUUUACCGGUGAUAAGAAAGCCGAGCUCUUGUAUUUAUGACUCCUGUGUUUAAACCAUGAAUGCUCAGAUUUGUUUAUUACAUAGCCUCAUGUAUACAGCAACAGUGCUAUGAUUGAAUGCUUAUUUAUGUUCACUUUGUUUGGUCAACACUGUGAUUAUUUGUAUUUCUUUUCUUUUAAUUCACUUCCUUUUUACAUGAUCAGUGUGUCCACAAAUAAACAAUGUUGUCUUUCCAAA
Messenger RNA from Nothobranchius furzeri (turquoise killifish), 3793 nucleotides. NCBI's taxonomy places the organism in Eukaryota, Metazoa, Chordata, Actinopteri, Cyprinodontiformes, Nothobranchiidae. The record is from RefSeq and is a predicted model, not a curated record.